CGGAGGCGAAGCGGCCGCGGCUCCUCCCUCCGGCGGCAGCUCCGGCUGUGGCUGCGCCGCGCGGGAGAGUUUCGCGACCCGGGUGGGAGAUGCCGCGCGGGUUCCUUCUCCUCGCAGAUUUGCAACCAACAUAAUGCUGAAGCUCCCAACUUGGAACAAGCAUUUCACAGAAUGGCACAAACAGAACCUAAUUUGGACCAUGACGUAUCAUGGUUCCUCCUUCCAUCAUACUGGUCUAAAAUGGUUGUGGCAUUAAUUUCCUUCCUCUGUUUCGCUAACAGCUAUGAUGGAGAUUUUGUGUUUGAUGAUUCUGAAGCCAUCAUCAAUAAUAAGGACCUCAGGGCAGAAACCCCACUUGGUGAUCUGUGGCAUCAUGACUUUUGGGGUAGCAAACUCAGCAGCAAUACCAGUCAUAAGUCGUAUCGACCGCUAACUGUCCUAACUUUCAGAAUUAAUUACCUUUUUGCUGGAGGCUUCUACCCAGUUGGUUUCCAUGUCAUCAAUAUAAUACUGCAUUGUACUAUCUCAGUGUUGAUGGUUGAUGUGUUCUCAAUUUUAUUGGGCGGACUGCAGUUCAGUAAUAAAGGAAGAAGGCUAAACCUGGCUCCAAAGACAUCUCUUCUAGCUGCCUUGCUGUUUGCUGUACAUCCAGUGCACACCGAAUGUGUUGCCGGGAUUGUUGGUAGAGCAGACCUGCUGUGUGCCCUCUUCUUUUUGUUGUCAUUCCUUGGCUACUGUAAAGCAUUUAGAGAAAAUAAGGAAGGACACAAUUUUUCUAUAUUCUGGGUGCUGGUGAGUGUUAUCCUAGGUGCAGUAGCCAUGCUGUGCAAAGAACAAGGAAUUACAAUACUGGGUUUGAAUGCAGUGUUUGAUGCACUGGUGAUUAACAAGCUGAAUAUUUUGGAACUUGUUCAAAAGUUAUUACAUAAGGACAAGUCACUGGAGAAUUCUGGGCUGCUGAGAAAGGGGCUGCUUUUCAGGAUAACUCUUCUGAUGUCUGGAGGGGCCACUAUACUUUAUAUACGCUGGAGGAUUAUGGGUACCGGGCCACCAGCUUUCACUGAAGUAGACAACCCAGCUUCAUUUGCAGACAGUCUGUUUGUGAGAGCUAUAAACUAUAAUUACUACUAUUCGUUGAAUGCAUGGUUGCUGUUGUGUCCCUGGUGGCUGUGUUUUGAUUGGUCAAUGGGCUGCAUACCCCUCAUUAAAUCCGUCAGCGACUGGAGAAUAAUAGCGCUAGCAGCACUUUGGUUCUGCCUAAUUGGUCUGAUAUGCCAAGCUCUGUGCUCAGAAGACAGCCAUAAGAGAAGAAUUCUUACACUGGGACUUGGAUUUCUUAUUAUCCCUUUUCUUCCUGCAAGUAACCUGUUCUUUCGAGUAGGAUUUGUUAUUGCAGAAAGAGUCAUCUACCUCCCCAGUAUUGGAUAUUGUAUUCUGUUUACAUAUGGAUUUAGUCUCUUGAGUAAGCAAGCCAAGAAAAAGAAAAUUCUUGCUGUGGCAGUGCUUGGAAUCUUGUUGAUAAAUGUUAUGCGCUGUGUACUCCGCAGCAGCCAGUGGAGGUCAGAAGAACAGCUUUUCCGGAGUGCACUGUCUGUGUGCCCUCUGAACGCAAAAGUGCACUACAAUGUUGGCAAAAACCUGGCUGAUAAAGGAAAUCAAAGUGCUGCGAUCAAAUACUACAGAGAAGCUGUAAGGCUGAAUCCGAAAUACGUACAUGCUAUGAACAACCUUGGAAAUAUUCUGAAAGAAAGAAAUGAGCUCCAAGAAGCAGAGGAGUUGCUGUCCUUAGCCGUACAAAUACAACCUGAUUUUGCUGCUGCUUGGAUGAAUCUAGGAAUAGUACAGAACAGUUUAAGAAGGUUUGAAGAGGCAGAACAAAGCUACUGGACAGCAAUUAAACACAGGAAAAAGUAUCCAGAUUGUUACUACAAUUUAGGGCGGUUGUAUGCAGAUUUGAAUCGCCAUAUAGAUGCACUGAAUGCAUGGAGGAAUGCUACAGUUCUGAAACCAGAGCACAGUUUGGCUUGGAACAAUAUGAUUAUAUUGCUUGACAACACAGGCAAUCUAGCUCAAGCAGAAGCAGUUGGAAGAGAGGCCCUGGAAUUAAUACCUAAUGAUCAUUCCCUUAUGUUUUCAUUGGCAAAUGUGUUGGGGAAAUCACAAAAAUAUAAGGAAUCUGAAGCUUUGUUCCUCAAGGCAAUUAAAGCCAAUCCAAAUGCUGCCAGUUAUCACGGUAAUUUGGCUGUGCUUUAUCAUCGCUGGGGAAAUCUUGACUUGGCAAAGAAGCACUACGAACUCUCUCUGAAGCUUGAUCCUAUGGCACCCGGGACCAAGGAAAACUACAACCUCUUAAGACGAAAACUGGAGCAAUUGCAAAAGAAAAGCGGUGCCUGAUGUUUCUUUUCAGGUUUUCCGUGCAUGCUGUUUGCGAUUAAUGUUACAUGGGUACUUUUGACCAUGUAAAGGAUUCAGUCUUUAUAUCUCAAAAACAACACCACCACCAGCAAUGCACACUCGAAUGUCCAAUUAAUGCCCUCCUACAGAUCCUAACAUUUCAGCUGCAGUUUGGGGGACCAUUUUAUUUUUACUCUUUAACUGCUUUUAAAGUCCCUUAGAACAUUUUUAUAGGUAUAUGAAAGCAAUGCAGAUGGCAUUUCACAGCUUUCACAUGUAAUUUGAUGUCUUCAUGUGACUUUUUAGUAGCAGGAGGAAGGCAGUCUUAUUUCUGAAAGUGAUUCUAAAAAAAGUGCAAUUUCCUGUUUAAAUCCUGAUCUUUUCAAGUACGAAGAAUAUAUGUCCACUUCAGUCAUAUAAAUGCUUUCUACUGCCAGUCCUGCAGAGCCAUUGGGAGAAUGGAUUCUCUCCAGCACAUCAGUCUACUCUUGUAACUUGAGUUAUGCCCUUGUUUCUGGCUCCACCCUUCAAAGUGUCAGAUUUGUACAGGAGUAAAUGAGGACAAGGAUUUGACCAUAAACAUUUGUCAGCCAGUGUACUGCUGAGGUGUGCUUGAGUGGAGGAAGUACUCUUAGAUGAAGAUGGAGAUUUUAGCAAGCAGCAAAGGGAAAAGAAGUCUGAGGUGACAGAGAAGUCAGCUAGAGUUUCUGUUCUUGCAGGCAGCCUCAUCUAGCAUGGACAGCUCGGGCAACAAGUCAGAAUUGCUUUAGUUCCUGCCACAGGUCAGUGAUCUAAAUAUAGCAUAGCAUCUACAGGAGCCAGUUCCUCUUUUCUCAGGCAUUUCAGUCCUUUCUGGUUAAGGACAUUACACAUUUCAACUUCUGUAUUGUUGGUGAAUAAGGAGAGAAUUCAUGUGAAAGAGUAACCAGGCAGAGCACCUGACCUUGGCUGUUGUUGUAUUAACUGGAAGGAACUCAGAUUCACUUUUUCUCCCAUGUGUUUGCUGAAGUGGCAGUUAAAUAAGCAUAGCUGUUCAUGCAUAAGCUGAUCACGUUGAUGUGAGAGGAUUCAGAUAGUGAUACGGUGUCACUUUUGAAAAUGUGCUAUGUUUUAAUACACGUUUAAACUCUGGCUGUCCAGAGCUGUUUGUCGUGUGCUCGUAUUUACAUUGCUGCUUCAGGAAGUGGUCAUAUGUCUUUUUAUUUGUUGGGGUCUUUUUCUUUAAGAUUGAAAGAUUUCUAGUGGAUAUGAAAACUGAAGAACUGUACCUCUCUUUUCAUAUUUAUCAUUUCCCUCUGUCCCCCCUCAUAGGGAAAAAGGAUCAAUGUGGUAUCUGCAGUUUUCCUAAUUUGUCCAAUGAUUAUUGUACAGAGAUUGUGGUAUGUUCUCCAUACGCAACUCACCUACGUGUGGAACCAUUUCAAGUGUAGAGGGAAUGCCUGCUGUAGGACAAAAUGUUGUGUGACCUUGCCAUCUGAUCAUCAUGUAACCAGUCUACAUCUAUACCAUGUUUUGAACCUAGGCUGCUUUUACAUUAGAAAUUUGCCCGGAAGUGACAGUUGUUCGUGGAAGUUGUUUCAAGAACCAAGUGUGCCUACAGAGCACAUUGCAAUACUGCAGAGCUACCAAAGCAUCCUCUGACAAAGCUAGUUUGGAUACUACAAGUAGUGCAGCUACUAUAAUGAAAUAUAAUUGCCAGGCAAACUAUAGAUCAAGCCAGCAAGGCUGUCCACAAAUUUGGCUUUGAAUGAAUUAAUAUGCCUACAUUACAUGAUAUGUUGCCAUACUGAUUUUAGUUGAGGUACCAGAGGCACGUAUUUGUGCUAGUGCAGUGCUCCUCUCCUGCUAGUGAACCCUGAUUCUCAGCAGGACCUAGGUUGAUGCCUUUGUCUCCAUUUCUUCUGGUUUCUGGACAAAAUUUUCAGAAACUAGUUUCUGAAUAUCUUUGCAGGAUAUAAACAAGUAUCUGUACUGAUCCAGCAGGAUGCUGCACCAGUAGGGCUAAUCAUCUCUUCAUAAGCAGUAUAGUUUAGUCAGUACCAACUUUUGUAUCUAAAACAUUCUGAAAUAGAUACAACGUUCAGUACAAACAGCAGACUUUCAAGGCUUUCCAUACAUAGCCUGUUAUUCAUCAAAUACACAUAACGCUUACCUGCUUCAGUCAUGAGGCAUUAAAGAAUUGGGAUCUGGCCUGAAAAAUAGCAGAAGUCUACAGCAGAAGAUAAAUGUGUUUAAUAUGAUCAGAUCUUUUCUGUAUAUUUGGAAUAUGAGAUACUGAGUUUAAAUUAUUAUUCUCAUCCUGAAGUUUACUUGUAUAUUUUUCCCUAUUGCCUGCCAUAUUAGCUUUACAGAAAUCCAGUAGAUUAAUUUUAUGUAUGGGGUAUGAAUUCUUUCUAGGUUUUUAUGAACCAAAGUUGUUGUAGGAAUUCCUCAGUGGAAGUCAGUUUGUCCUUUAUUCAAGAGUCUUAAAUGCAAGAUACAUGCCAACAGCUUGGAUGUUUUAUAUCACUUGUAUAAUUUUCAGUGCUACAGAAAUUCAGUGUGGUUACUUGUAUGAUGGUAAUAAGGAUACAAUUAUGUCUGAAUCUAAGGUUGAGACAGAAUUGGGUCCAAAAGAAGAAACAAAUAAAACCACUUUUUUAAUAAAGAAAUCCUUAAGACUUUCAAGAAUGUGAAAUAUUUUUUUACUUCAUUUUCAGAAAUAUUUUGAGAGUGAAAAUAAUAGUGAGUUUUAUUAAAAUGGUUGUAAUGUUAACUUUUUGCUUGUGUUUUCAUACCUCAUAACUGACUCCUGGAAUAGUGGAGAACACACAACCUGGAAGAAAGAAAGGUGGAGAAAAACUAGUUUUGUUCAUAACUGUUGUUGCAAACAUUGUCUGUCUUUCCAGUGCGCUGGAUUUAUUCCCCAUGUUGCUUUUCCACCAUUGAUCAUUAAGGAAUAUUAAAGUUUCCUUCUUAUCAGCUACCUUGCUUGAUUCUGUAGUGCAAUUAAAAAAAAUGGAUACAAUUUUUUCAAAGAUUGCUUGUUCAAAUGCAGUUCUGAGGAGAGAACAGAAUGAUUCAACGCACAGGGUGGAGUCAUAAAAAUAUUCACAAUGGCUGCUAUAGAUAAGUCUCUUCACCAAAAACUUCCAAGGGAGUUCCCUAACCGUGCUUCUCUCAUAUUUAGACCAAUGCCAUGUACUUGAAGUUUCCUGUUAUUUAAUACCAUACUUAGGAUUUAACCUUUAGAGAUUGUGGGUUAUGUGUGCGUUUACAAGAAGUGAUUUUACAAAUCACUUGAGUGAUUUGUUAAAGAUAUUGGGCCUAUUCACUGGGAACUUGUUUCCCUGGAAUUUGAGAUACCUGCAUCUGAGAUAUCCAUCCCAGGUUCUCUAUAUAGUCACUGGGGAAAAAAAAAACAACAGGUAAUCUGAAGCAUGAUUUGUCUCCUAAAGAAAGCACGUUCAGAAUGUGAGGUGUCAUGUACUUGAAGCAGGUAUUUCUCUUCAUUAACGCCAAAGAGUAACUAAGGUGAUCAGCUUUGAUUAAUACCUCGAAGAAAAAUCUCACUGCUGCUUCCAGUUGAAGUAAUCUGGUCCCCUACAUCUGUAGCAUUGUCAUACACUAUCUGCACCAAGAAUAUUAAAAGACUGGCAUUAAAGCAAAUUGGCAGGAACUUGCCUUGAGAGUCCAAGAGUUGGAUGAUGAAAUGGGAUGAGAUAAAUUAAGAGAGCUUUCUGCAGAUAGUUAAAUUUAUAUGACUGAUAAAGCCUCUGAAUGUCAAAUCUCUGUGUAUGGAAAUAGAACAUUCUGGUCCAGCUUGAUCCAUUAUUAGCUUGUCUAUGAUCACAAGAAAUGGUAACAGCUUCUACUGAAUUGACUUUUGGUGUCUUUCAAUUUGUUUUAAAAGCAAUCUAAAGCAACUGUAAAUGUGCAAAGGUAAGAUUUUUUUUCUUAAAUUGAAGUUGCUAUUUCAAGCUGUAGCUGUUAGAAUGUUACAUGUGAUAGCAUAGCCCAUUUCUUUACGGAAUGUUACAUGUGAUAGCAUAACCCAUUUCUUUACAGUGAAGUUUUUUUAGUUUAAACAUCUUACUAUUUCUUUGCUGGUUCCUGCUUGUGUUCCACAUUUCAUGUCAGCAUGGGUACAUUUACAUACCUGUUAUUACAUUUAGAUUCCCACACGAUUAUUCUCUUGGCCCAUUCACUGAACACUGCUUCCUUCCACAGCUCUUGGUAUGCCUCUACCAAACUUGUGUUUUAUGCAGGGAUGUUUAACUUGAAAAGACUAGCAGCUGCUAGAAACAAAAGUGAGAUCAGAUGUUUCCGUUUCUGUGAUGUAAAUGCCAAGGGAGCAAAAAUUCUGUCAUGUACCACCCAUAAGCAGUAGGUACCACUAGUGAAGGCCACUUAAGACUGUGAGCCAGGCUCCAUGAUAAUGUGAAGUGGUUGUACACAGGUGUUAUGUUACGAACAAAGCAACUCGGAUCCUGUACUUUAAGGAAAAAGGACCGUACAGCCAUUCUUCAGAAGAGGAUGUGCAUAGCUGCAUGGGCUAUCGAGCACUGGAGGACUGCUAGAUGAACUUUGUACCAGGCUUCACUGCAGUAUCAUGGCAUGGGUGUUCAGUGCAUGUCAGUGAGACAAUACAUGACAAGUGGGUCAAGGCUUUUUAAAAUAAGUAUUUCUGUUAGGAAAAAAUCCCUACAGAUAUUGAAAUUGGUAGCUUGUGAUUGCCAAGUUGAACUGUUUUUUAAUGUAGUGUUAACAAGUUAGAUUGCCAAUGGUACGUUCCAAUUUAUUUUCAGCUGAG
Cuculus canorus (common cuckoo) is the source of this 7186-nucleotide messenger RNA. RefSeq names its product transmembrane O-mannosyltransferase targeting cadherins 4 (gene TMTC4). Gene Ontology annotation, molecular function: mannosyltransferase activity; protein binding. Bases 172 to 2394 code for a protein of 740 amino acids. Lineage: Eukaryota; Metazoa; Chordata; Aves; Cuculiformes; Cuculidae. Gene Ontology annotation, cellular component: endoplasmic reticulum. The record is from RefSeq and is a predicted model, not a curated record. The transcript has 18 exons. Gene Ontology annotation, biological process: endoplasmic reticulum unfolded protein response; protein O-linked glycosylation via mannose.